GCCUAAUAAAACUUGCCCAUUAUUAAAAUCACACGUGUGACAUUAGGGCCUAUAACUGAGAAAAGAAUUGUUCGUGUUUGGCUUAUGUUCAUUACUCAUAAAACACACAAAAAAAAACAACCAAAAAAAAUAGUUUACAAAAGACAGACAGAUCGCAAAAGCCAUUCCUCAAAUAAAAUAAAACAAAUAAAAAAGACAGCUUUGAGUGAACACCUCCAACGUCGUCUUCGUCCCACACAGGAGGUUCAAUUGAAAAUGGUAACCAAACACCAUUAUACUCGAGUUGAUACGUUAGAGCUGAGAGAUCUAAUCUAUAGGAAGAUUGGGCAGCAGAGAGCUGAAAAGUACUUCAAUGAGCUUAGUAGAUUUUUCAGUUCAAAGCUGAGCAAGGUUGACUUCGAUAAGUCUUGCAUUCGAACUAUUGGGAGAGAGAAUAUCCACCUACAUAAUCGUCUACUUCUCUCCCUAGUGAAAAAUGCCUCUUUGGGUAAGGUUCCUCCACCAAGGCCUAAAAAAGUUGAAGAAUCUCUCAGCAUCAAAGUUGGGAACGGUUACCAAAGAAGUUGUCUACAAUCGCUCUAUGGUGAUGCAUUUCCCUCAUCACCUCGCAAAACCAGGUCUCCAGUUAGUAGGGACAGAAGGUUGCGGGAUCGUCCAAGUCCUCUUGGACCACUUGGGAAAAGUCCUAUUAUGUGUGAAGAAGCAGCACCUAGGAUACAAGAACAGCAAAGUGCCACAGAGUUGCAUUCCCUUGGUAGCAGACCUCCAGUUGAAGUUGCAUCUGUAGAAGAUGGGGAAGAAGUUGAACAAUUUAUUGGAAGUCCAGGCAUCCAAAGCAGAAGCCUUGUCACUGCCCCUCUUGGAAUUUCUGUGAAUGUAGGUGGGGCUCGAAAAACUCUCCAUAGUGGAUCAGUGUACAACUUUUGUCUGGAGACUUGUCAAAGCUGUGGAGAAUUGCCUGACAGUAGAUCAUUAAGAAGCCGUUUGGAGCGGAAGUUAGAGUCGGAGGGGCUUGGAAUAUCAUUGGACUGUGCUAACCUGCUAAAUAAUAGCUUAGAUGCAUUUUUGAAAAGGCUGAUUGAACCUUGCAUAGGACUGGCUGGAUCUCGACAUAUAAAUGAACGUGUCAGAUAUUGUAAUGGCCAAAUACUGCCUGGAUGGUAUGGACAAUAUCCUGGAAAUUAUACAAAAAGACAAACAAGAUCCUCAUAUGCUAGGAUGUUGGAUUUCCGAGUGGCAAUGGAGACAAAUCCUCAUAUACUUGGGGGAGAUUGGUCCACACUACUUGAGAAGGUCUGUGCUUCUGCUUCUGAAUAAACAGCUCUCGGUCAUCAAUCUUGUUACCAGAUGGAUAAGUGGAAAUUUCAGGUUUUUGUGUCUGAUUUGAUGAUGAGGUUUUCGACAUGAUUUCUCACAGAAUGAAGUAUCUAUGAGAAUUGCCGAAGGAACAAGCAUGUGAAUAUUGUGGGAAGCUGUUGGAUGUGUGUUGUGGGAUUUGUAUUCUAGGAGAAUUGGUCCCUUGAAAGGGUCAUGUUUACAUAGAUUAAGAAUAGAUAUUGUUUACAAGCACUUGCUCUUAUGUCAUUUUUCAUUUUACAGAUGAGGUUUCUAUGAAAUAUUUUCAUGAAAUAAAUCAUUUAGUUCCAUGCAGCUGUGUACUAUUGUAAAACUGAGAAGUUAGCAAGUGAAUCAAUUUCUAACCAUUGCUGAGUGUUUUCAGCUCCAAAGAUUUUCCAAUUUCCUGUCUCUUCAAUGAUCCACUUUUGCAACAAAGAGGCAACAGUUUUAUUUCCCGUGUCAAGUGAAAUGGACAUUUUAUUUCUUCUUCCUGGGUUAAAGUGUCAAGUGCAAUCCUCUAGAGAUGAAUAUAGUGAGAUAUGCACUUCCUGCCCUUAAAAUUCUUGAGGUUGAUUUGAAGUUUGUCCAAUGUGAUGUCUGAUUGGUGGCUUCAAGCUUAAGGUGACAUGCUUCCAUUAUUGGCUGCAAAAUGUAACAUCAUGGUUUAAAGAUUGGUUGCUUUUGGCAGUCGUCUGUAACAUAUCUUACAUUGCUUCUUUUUUGGUGUUGUUUGUUUGUUUGAGCUUCUAUAUGUUGGUGGGCCUUUUUUCUCUUUGUUUUUCAUCCCUCCUUUCUAUUCUAUCCAAAUGCUAAUGUCCUUUAAAUGUUUGAGGUUGAGUCUGCCCAAAUUUAUUGAGGUUGAUCUGAUGUAAUGUGAUGCCUCAUGGGUGGUUUCAGUCCUUCAAGUUAUGUAUAUGCUUCCAGCAUUGGCUGCAAAAGGUUACAUCAUGGUCCAAAGGCUGGUUGCUUUUAGCGUCUUCUAUCUCUAGCAUAUUAAACAUUGUUACUCUUCCUUUGUUCCUUGCUUGUUAGUGCAAUUCUGCAUGUUUGCGGGUUUUUUCUGAUCUCUUCGUCAUCCUUUCUUUCUAGUCUAUCCAAAUGACAAUGCUCUUUAAAAGUUUGAGGUUGAGGUAUGCACUUCUUGCCCUUACAUUACUGAGUUUGAACUGACUUUGUCUAAUGAGAUGCCUGAUUGGUAGCUUCGAGCCUUAAAAUGAUAUACAAUUCCAGUACUCGCAUCAAAAAGAAACAUCACGGUCGGUUCAGCAGUUGGUUGCUUCUGGCAGUCUCCUGUCUCGAGCAUAGCAAAUGCAUUGUUACUCUUCCUUGUUUCUGUGCCUGUUCGUAAACUUCUGCAUGUUGGAUGGGCUUAUUUCUCUUUGC
Molecule: messenger RNA, 2721 nt
Organism: Solanum dulcamara
Lineage: Eukaryota; Viridiplantae; Streptophyta; Magnoliopsida; Solanales; Solanaceae
Exons: 2
Coding region: 85-1317 (410 amino acids)
Biological process (GO): regulation of transcription by RNA polymerase II
Cellular component (GO): SAGA complex
Molecular function (GO): transcription coactivator activity
Source: RefSeq, a predicted model, not a curated record